AUGGAUAAUUCCUUCCGGGCCCCCGGUCCCGCGUAUCACCGCCUCGGUGAGGACAGUUCCCUUCCCGCCCCGAUCACCGGGACUCGCGAGGAGCCCCCGGGCGACUGGGCCGACCAUCUUGUCAAACUUGCAUUUCCUUGCGCGGUAGAAGGUCGUUUUAUCAAGUCAGCAUUGCUUAGGGAGCUGGUCGAUCGCCAACCCCGCCGUGAGCCUAUGCUUCGUUACGGUGUUCCUAUGACUGGGGUAGCCCUCGAAUUCGAACUCGGUAGUAGUCUCAAACACGUCGAAGCCAUGUAUAUAUUCAUGGUUGGUCGGAUUGCCGAUGUGGAGUGUGACACUUGCCAGCGGGACAGGGGAGUUUUCCCCUUCUGCGUCACCGUUGACCUUGCAGAUGGCCAUGUGAAGUGUGCUAACUGCUACUGGGACAAUUACGAAUGUUCUAAAGCCCAGGUUGAAUCCUCUCUGUCCGCGCAACGAACUAUCUCCAGACAGUUCGGUCAAGGCUCCCGGGGCUCUAGCAACCGAGACCGCGCUACAAUUUCGCAGGACAUUGUUGAAUUACGUGCCGCCUUCAACCUACUCAAGCGAGGCAACGACAGUGUUCAAGAGAGUGUUACGUCGAAUUCGACCGCGUGGAGUACCCUUAAUACCACUACUUCCGCCCUCGUCGCUCAGCAAGGCCGCGUCCUACGCGAAAGGGACACCCGAGACUUACAGCGCGUCGCCCAGCGGGGAAGGACCCAGGGCCGGACCGUACAGACCAGCUUGGCCACCGUGAACAAUCUACAGGAGGAAAUUGAGGCUAUUCUUACCCGCAUGGAGGAUCACAUUCGGCAGUUCUACCGGUAG
Messenger RNA from Penicillium samsonianum, 849 nucleotides. RefSeq names its product DUF3716 domain-containing protein. Lineage: Eukaryota; Fungi; Ascomycota; Eurotiomycetes; Eurotiales; Aspergillaceae. The record is from RefSeq and is a predicted model, not a curated record. The transcript is spliced from 2 exons. The coding region runs from base 1 to 849 and encodes 282 amino acids.